CAUUUGGGCAGAAUCAAAAUCAAUCAAAAUCGUAGUUUCAAAAAGUAAAAUAAAAGCUUGUUCGUUUCUAUUUUUUGUCCGUAUUCUACACCAUGAGGGAUGUUGAACUCAAAGCGCUUCGUGGAGACAGUAGCCUAAAUAUUAAAGUUACCAACACGACAGGAAAGGAGUACGAGUUGUGUCUAUGUCCGACACAAUCUGUACAAAACUUGAAGGAAAGGGUCUCUGGUGAGAAUCCUAAAGAUGGGGUACAUUACAAACUAUUGUCUAUGAACUCGAAUCGCAUUUUAGACGAGAAAAAAACACUGGCCGAAGAAGGGAUAAAGGAUAAUGAUGAACUGUUGCUCGUAAAAAGACGUAAGCCAAGAAAACCAAGCAAAGAUGAGCAAGUUUCUUCAAAAGGUCCUGAUGCAUCAAAAAUUGACAAACUCACAGCAAGUACUGGAGAAGUCAAAGGAAAUAAAGUCACAGAUGUUGGUGCUGCCGCAUUGCAUUUUGAUUUCAAUCGCGAAUUACAAAGAAUUUUGAUAACCCUAAUUGAUGCUGCUCAUCUGGUACAGUUUGACAAUGAAGAUGAAGAUGAGUCUACAAAUUCAGAAAAAGUGGAAUGUGUGAAUCAGGAGCAUCUUAAACAGUUAACAGAAAUGGGAUUCACAGAAACAAGAGCUAUAAAAGCCCUCAGAAUAAAUCGGCAGUCAGGUGUUGAAGGAGCUAUGGAAUGGCUGAUACAACAUGAAUCAGAUCCUGACAUUGACCAACCAUUGGAACCACAAGUUGGACAUGAAACUGAGCCCAGUUCAAAGACUGCAACCAAAUCACACAGUGGUAAACCACACUGGAGGAGAGAAUUUGUCCCCAACAAAAAAGGCGUUGAAAUGUUAAAAGACAUGGGUUUCCCAGAAGAAGAUGUUAUCAAAGCUUUGAAAGCAACAGGAAAUAAUCAAAGAGCUGCAUGUGACUGGCUACUUGGAGAAAGGCAUGAUGUUGUGGAUGACAGUGAUCCUGGAUUGAAUCCUGAAAGUCCUCUUUAUGCUGCAAUAAUGGAGAAUCCAGGCGUACAGUUGAGCUUAACAAAUCCCAGAAUAUUGGCAGCUUUUCAAGAAAUGUUAGAAAAUCCCCACGCUAACGGACAUUAUAUCACAGAUCCUGAAACUGGACCUGUUCUCCUUCAAAUAUCACGUAUUGUGCAAGGUUUCGCCAGAUAGCAUUAUGUGUGAUUUAUGUCAAAUACUAAUUCAAACCUCUCGUUUUGUGAGCGUUUGUAUUGUAAAUUUCCUGCAGAUAUGAAUUCUAAUUUACCGGUUCUAUGUAUAAAUAACACCAAGUAUUUUGGAGUUGGGUGUUGUUUGUUACACUUCCUUUAGUUGCAUGACAUGAAAAUACCCAGCAAUCUAGGAUUAACUUUUGCUGUCAAUAUGCAAUAUAGGUACAAUUUAAUUAUCAUUGAAUAUAUCAAAUCUGUACAGUAGUUUUCGCAAGAUCGUCAACCCACCUCAAGACGAAAUUGGUACUGGUCAUAAAUUCGUACUAACUUUUACGGGGUCUGAUGAGUAAUGCUGGUUUUUCACCAGCGAUAUUUUAGAAUUUCGGUUGCACACAUCGGGAACAAAUUUCUCGAAGACAAUUACUAAUAUUUACUAUAAAUUCGUUUCGAAACCGGCUUCAAACUAGCUCUGCGCUUUGUUCAUGCUGUGAAUACCUUUAAGUCCUUUAUUUUCCUUUCUUACAUAUAUGUGACGAUGUGUAGUACGGUGGACGAAAUUCAGACUGGUUCCAAUUUUUUUGGGUGCCUGUGAACAUAGUUGUUGUGGUAUAGUAAUUAGGGAUCUUAAACGUUAAUUGCCUAUUGCCACAUUAUCUAUCUUAUUAUUAAUACGUGCAUGCCAUAUGACAUGUAUCCUUUUGAAGGAAUAUUAAA
Messenger RNA from Dendronephthya gigantea, 1918 nucleotides. Its product is annotated as ubiquitin-associated domain-containing protein 1-like. Bases 93 to 1205 code for a protein of 370 amino acids. The record is from RefSeq and is a predicted model, not a curated record. The transcript is spliced from 10 exons. Gene Ontology annotation, molecular function: protein binding. NCBI's taxonomy places the organism in Eukaryota, Metazoa, Cnidaria, Anthozoa, Malacalcyonacea, Nephtheidae.